GCUGCCGCCGCCGGCUUAGAAGUCAACGAAGGUCUUGCGGCCGCGUUGGCGAAGUACGACGACGGGCCCGAGCCGCUCGCCGCCGAGCCGCUCGCCGAGGACUGCGUCUACGAUGAUUUCAUGAAGGUCGACCUGCGCAUCGCCCGGGUCGUGGAAGCGAACCACGUCGAGGGCGCCGAUAAGCUGCUGCAGCUGACGCUGUCGCUCGGCGGCGGCGAGACGCGGAACGUCUUCGCCGGUAUCAAGAAGGCUUACAAGCCAGAGGACCUAGUGGGCCGGCUCGUCAUGUACGUGGCGAACCUGGCGCCGCGGAAGAUGAAGUUCGGCGUCAGCACCGGCAUGGUCGCCGCCAGCGGCCCCGGCGGCGAAGAGGUCUAUUUGCUGUCGCCCGAUAGCGGCGCAAAGCCGGGGCAGCGAGUACACUAA
This is a messenger RNA of Symbiodinium sp. CCMP2456, 426 nucleotides long. The record is from the annotation of a GenBank genome assembly. Lineage: Eukaryota; Dinophyceae; Suessiales; Symbiodiniaceae.